Messenger RNA from Cyprinus carpio (common carp), 2176 nucleotides. RefSeq names its product adhesion G protein-coupled receptor E3-like. NCBI's taxonomy places the organism in Eukaryota, Metazoa, Chordata, Actinopteri, Cypriniformes, Cyprinidae. Gene Ontology annotation, biological process: adenylate cyclase-activating G protein-coupled receptor signaling pathway; cell surface receptor signaling pathway. Gene Ontology annotation, cellular component: membrane. The record is from RefSeq and is a predicted model, not a curated record. Gene Ontology annotation, molecular function: G protein-coupled receptor activity.
AUGGGCUGCAGCCCACUCAAGCCCAGUGAUUCUUAUUCUGCUGACCCCUGUUACAACUACACUGUGCUUGCUAAUCCAUGGAGAGCCACCAGUUAUACAUAUUCCUCCAACUGUGACACCUCAGUCAGCUGGAGAGGCUGGUAUCGUCUCUUCAUUAACGGUGUGAGCGCUCACAUCCCAGACACGUGUGUUGCAUAUAGUCGCUGUGGUACUGGUAUCACACUGUGGAUUCGUGGUGGACACCCAACAGUUGAGGAUGGAGUUGUCACUCGAGAUGUCUGCGGUCACUGGAACAAGUACUGCUGCUAUUUUGGGUCUUACCCCAUUAAAGUCAAAGCCUGUCCAGGAAAUUAUUAUGUCUAUGAGCUGGCCACAGGAAAAUGUGUAGAAAAUCUUCUUGGCCUGAUAGAGAACUCAACAGUUCAAGUGCUUGCUUUGAAUGAUGUGACAACAUUUUUGGAUGUGGUCCUCAACGCUACAGAGAAGUUUUUAGACUCAUCGUCAGCUGACCCAAAAAAACUUGUGUCACAUGGAAACCGUCUGUUAAAAGCCAGCGAGAAACUCGUGUCCAUGCUGGUGAAACAGACAAACACAAGUGAAUAUGUCAAUUUUACUCUUGACACUGUGGAGGGACAAGUCUUCAUGGUUGGACCAAAGGUCACCUUAGAUAAAAUCCCUCGACUCGACACGACCGAUUCUUCUGUGGACAUCGAUCUCAUUGGGAUCGCCAAGAACAACAAUGAAACAAAAUCAGCUGCUGUGGCUUUCAUGAGCUACAACACGAUGGAGAAUCUACUGAAGCCAGACUUCUUCAACACAUCCAAUGACACGAUUAAAACCAUGAUGUCCACUGUGAUCUCAGCUACUCUUCCCAAAACCACCAACACUAAACUAACUAAACCAGUCAACUUCACCCUCAGACACAUCAGAGAGUUUGAUCCCAGCGGUUCUCUGUUCUGUGUGUACUGGAAUAUCAGCGAGUGGAUUGUAGAUGGUUGUUCUGUUUUAAAGACCACCAGCAGCUAUACUGUGUGUUCCUGUCAUCAUCUGUCCACAUUCGCUCUCAUCAUGCAAACCAGCCGCCGUGAGUCAGAGAGCGACUCACUGCUGGAGCUGUUGAAUUUGGUGUGUGUGAUCGUGGGGCUGGCGUUCUUCAGUUUGGCCCUGUUGACCUUUGCCCUUUGUCAGUGGAGUCCUGGAGUGAAUAAUGUGGCUCGAAUCAACAUCUGCAUCAGUCUUCUGUUGGCUCACCUUCUGUUUCUGCUCACACAGCGGUUCCUGAGCCUCAUACGGCCUCUGCAGGUGUUGUGUGCUGUGAUCUCAGGCCUUCUGCACUUCCUCUUUCUCUCCGGCUUUGUGUGGAUGUUCAUUGAAGCUGUGCUGCUCUUCAUCUGUGUGAAGAACCUAUCACAGAUCAGCUCCAAAAAGAGGGAGGUGCUUAGCAGUGGAUUCCUGUGUGUGAUUGGAUAUCUGGUUGCUCUGGUUGUGGUGUGUGUGUCUGUCGGUCUGGUUCCUGAAGGCUACGGCAGCGAAGAUUGCUGGAUUAAAAAAGAAAAAGGUUUUAUCUGGAGUUUUCUGGGUCCUGUUUGUGUCAUACUUGCCUUAAACAUAAUUUUCUUCAUAAGGAUUGUCAUCACUCUGAACUCAACCCUCAAAAAUCUCAACGCUGAAGUUUCACAGAUGAAACAAACCAAGAUUAUGGCGUUUAAAACACUGGCUCAGUUUGUGGUUCUUGGUUGCUCCUGGAUUCUGGUUUUCUUCUCUAAUGGCAGUAAGGUGCUGGAGAUCCUCUUCCUGGUCUUGAACUCCCAGCAGGGAACCUUCAUCUUCCUGAUCUAUUGUGUCCUCAAUAAUGAGGUCAGGCAGCAGUACAGGAACUUCUUCAGAUGUCUUUGCUGUGGACGCAAACAACAAUGAGGACUACAGCAUCAGGUUCAGGAAAUGAGCGAAGGUCCAUUGUCAUACAGUAAAAUACCACUACGACAGAAUCAAUGCCUUUACAUGUUACAUGACAGUCUCUGCUUUUAUUUGUAAAUGAGCAAUUUUACAAGUCUUAUUUUAUAGCCAUCAUUCAUUUAGAUGUAAAUAUUAACUUUCUUUAACUGUCGGUUUCUUUUUUCUUGUUGGAUAUUUUAGACCCAUGUGUGAUUUAUUGUACUUCAGACCCCUCAAGUGA